AUGACGCUUAAAAGGCUAAACAGGCGCAGCAAUGUACAGUACGAUGAACGGCCAAACGUGAAAAAUUUGAAAAAUGUGAAAAAUUUGAAAAAUGUGAAAAAUUUGAAAAAUGUGAAAAAUGUGAGAAACGCGAAAAAUGUGAAAAAUGUGAAAAAUAUGAACAAUGUGAAGAACGCAAAAAAUGUGCAAAAUUCGAAAAAUGUGAAAAAAACUAACCACCUCUGUUUUGCCUGUUUUUGCGUCGACGUGUUAAACGCGGCCGAACUGGAUUUGUAA
Plasmodium inui San Antonio 1 is the source of this 276-nucleotide messenger RNA. RefSeq lists its product as hypothetical. The coding region runs from base 1 to 276 and encodes 91 amino acids. The transcript is spliced from 2 exons. NCBI's taxonomy places the organism in Eukaryota, Apicomplexa, Aconoidasida, Haemosporida, Plasmodiidae. The record is from RefSeq and is a predicted model, not a curated record.